Monodelphis domestica (gray short-tailed opossum) is the source of this 4909-nucleotide messenger RNA. It is a transcript of the gene RNF6, whose product is annotated as ring finger protein 6. Gene Ontology annotation, biological process: protein ubiquitination; positive regulation of DNA-templated transcription; ubiquitin-dependent protein catabolic process. The record is from RefSeq and is a predicted model, not a curated record. NCBI's taxonomy places the organism in Eukaryota, Metazoa, Chordata, Mammalia, Didelphimorphia, Didelphidae. Gene Ontology annotation, cellular component: nucleus. Gene Ontology annotation, molecular function: ubiquitin protein ligase activity.
UUAUUUUUGCCUGUUAGAUUCAUGCCUAACAUUACCAAGGAAUGGAAGUUGUUUCAUGUACAAAGUACUCAGCUCUUGCUCUUAAAAUAGCUUCUUAAGAUGCAAGGGUUAAGAUUUGCUACACUGAUCAGAUGUCUAGGACUGAGUGCUCUUUGUGGAUAGUGGAAGGAACUUGUUGCCAAAGGAAUGGAGAAGUAUAGUUAAGAAAGCAGUUUUGUUAUGUUUUGUAGGACUCAAUUAUCAUGUUGAGAACGUUGGACUAGUAGUAAUAUCUAACGGUAUUUAGUUUAACUCUCUUAAUAUUUUUAGACCACAUUGACAUCUAUUAUUUGCUGACUUAAGGCCGUAUUUAACUUUUUUAAAUCUCCUGUAAUUUUAUAGGAGAUGAUAUAAACUAAAUUACCAGGUAUUUGAAUAUUGUGCUCUAUUCUUCUGAACUUUGUCAUUCCCUAAAAGUGAGAGUUAGAUUCGUACUUUCAGAUUAUAUUGGAACUAUUAAAUGUAAAUGUAGUUAUCUUUAUUCUUUCCUUGUUUCAAUCCAAAACACUUUCACUUACAUAGUUUUCAUAGUGCAUUCAUCUGUUCCAAAAUCCUUAUCUUCUUGCCUUUUGAAUGAAGUAUAAAUUUUAUUUUCUGCCAUUCAAGGUCUUUCAUUAAGGGGAACCAACUAAUCUUUUGAGUCUUGCUUCAUGCUGUUUCACUUCAUGUUCUAACGCCUUUGUCCACCUUGGCCCCUUCCUGGGAAUGAAUCUAUAUCUCUUUUCAUUCUUUUCCUUCCAAUUUUUGCCUGUUGAAAUACUCCACUUCCUUCAAUACCCAACUUUGAUGAUAGUUACUUAAUAUAGCCUUCUCUUAUUUCUGUCUCUCAGACCCCAGGCUAGACAUGAUCUUUUCCAAAAUUUCUCAUAGUAUUUUGUUUGUACAUCUCCACACUUAUCACAGUAUAUUUUGUAUUAUAGUCAUUUGUAUACAUAACUUAUCACUCUCAUUUGAUUACAAGCUCCUUGAAGACAAGGACACUGUUUCAUUGUAUCUCCAUAUCCUAGCAGUUUGUUUAUAGGGCUUAAUAAAAGUUUGUAGAAUUGAUGCAAUAGGAUUAUGGGUAGUUUCAUUUAAUUAAUCAGAUGUUUUCUUAAAAUUGAAAUUUUAAAAAAAUAUGUAAAACAAAAAAUUUCCCCCUUGGCUUGAAUCAAAAUUUAAGAAAUUGGCUUCAAGAGAGAAACAAAGGUUCCUAAGCCAGAAAUUUUUUCUUGCUGCCUAAUCAAAAUGUCCUCUCAUUGACAGGUUUUAGCAAGUCUCACUAAUAGUCAGAUAUAAGGAAAAUGUCCAUUGAGUAAGAAAAGAUUGGGGUUUAGGAUGAGAAGCCAUCAGACACUCUAACUUAAUAUCCUAGAACCAUGGUGGUGAACCUCUGGUAUGCAUAUCAUAGGGGGCCCUCAGAGCCUUGUCUGUGGGCAAGUGUGCCAAAAUAAGAGUUUAUCAGAGUCUGUUACAAGCCAGAGGGAUGCAGGGCCAGGCUGCUCCCCUCCCCCUCUCCACACAUGCCUGAGGACAUUUCUCACCUCACCAGUCCCUCUAAAAGGUUCCUCAUCACUGCCCUAGACUCCAGCUAUUUGUAUAGAAUAAGUUUCCCAUAAGAUUUCUUCACAUUGUUAUUUUAUAAGUAGUGAAUCUUUUUUAUUUUGGGCAAGUGAACUCUCCAGGCAAAGCAGGAAGCCAGGAUAUCACAGCAUGGAUCAGUCUAGGUCUAGUUCAGGUGGAGGUAGUGAACAGGCCUCUUCUCAAGACCACCGUCACAGUGAAGAUGAGCGAAGAUGGCAGCAAGAGCGCCUCAGCAGGGAAGAGGCCUAUUACCAGUUCAUUAAUGAACUCAAUGAUGAAGAUUAUAGGUUAAUGAGAGACCACAAUCUCCUAGGCACCCCUGGAGAAAUAACAUCAGAAGAGCUACAGCAGCGACUGGAUGGAGCCAAGGAGCAUCUAGCAUCCCAGCCUGACUUGGAGAAUAGACAAACUGAGGGAGGAACUUUGGGAGAUGCAGAAAUCCCUAGGGACAGUUCAAAUGGAGACUCUUUGUUAGAAUGGCUGAACACUUUCCGUCGGACAGGGAAUGCAACUCGAAGUGGACAGAGUGGGAACCAAACUUGGAGGGCUGUGAGUCGAACAAAUCCGAAUAGUGGAGAGUUUCGGUUCAGUCUGGAAAUUAAUAUAAAUCAUGAAAACAAUGGAUUUGAAGCUCCUAGUGACGAAUACGCAAGUGUUUCCCAUUCUCAUGCCAGCAGAAAUCAUCCUGGAAAUGGACACCAAAGAGCAGUUAGUCCUGUGGCCAGGAGAACAAGGAGCCAGACCUCAGUGACUCUGAAUGAUGACAGUCUCAAUGUCCCAAGGACUAGAAUGGCAAGAAGUUCAAGGAGGCGGAAUUCAGUAGAAAUGUCUUUUUCUAUGUUGGGAAGGGUGAGGAGCAGAAAUAGGGGGUCAGUAAGUGUUUCUAGAACAAAUUCGGUAAAUGAUAAUCUGAGUGGUCAUACAAGCCCCCAAGGCACUAGUGAAUCCAACAUUAGAGAAGGGUUAGCUGCAUCUUCACAGCUCCAGGGAAACAGGGGUAGAACUCCCAUUCCCACAAGGAGUGCAAGCCAAAGACAAGAGCCAGGAAACUUAGAGUCUGCUGUAAAUAGUCGUAGCCGGUCACCAGUUCAAAGACAGAGUAAUGCUGUGGAUUCUGAAGAACAUAGGGAAAAUAGACCGUUACAGCAAACAUUUAGAAGAUCAGUUAGGAGGAGACAUGUAGCUCGUGUCUAUUUAGAGCCAGCUGGGGAACACAGAAGUUCUACCCACACCCCACUGUCUAAUUCAGGACUACUGUCAAGAAUUACAGUGGAAGGGGAAGAAUCCAUUAGGCCCACAGCUGCUGUGAGGCGGCAUCCAACUAUCACACUGGACCUUCAGGUUCGAAGGAUUCGUCCUGGAGAAAAUAGAGAUCGGGAUAGUAUUGCAAAUAGAACUCGCUCUAGAGUAGGAUUGGCAGAAAACACAGUCACCUUCGAGAGCAAUAGUGGGGGGUUUCGUCGAACCAUUUCUCGCUCAGAACGUGCUGGCAUUCGAACCUAUGUCAGCACCAUAAGGAUUCCACUCCGUAGGAUUUCAGAGAACGGACUUGGUGAGCCAUCAUCAGUGGCUUUACGGUCAAUUUUAAGGCAGAUCAUGACUGGAUUUGGGGAACUGAGUUCUCUGAUGGAGACUGAAUCUGAAUCUGAAUUUCAGAGGAGUGGGCAACAUUUAAGAGAGAUGCAUUCAGAGGUGAGUAAUUCACAUGCAGUUGAUGGCAGUCAACAAAAUGAAGUAUCUUUUCAAGAGAGGCAGGUCCAAGAAGGCAGCAUUGAAAUGAGUGAUGAAAAUGAGAGGACCCAAUCUAAUAACCGCAACAGUGAAAAUAGAGAAAACAGGCAAUCUCAAGAUGCAAACAAUUUAGUUGAAAGUGGGACACUACCUAUUCUUCGUCUUGCCCAUUUCUUUUUAUUAAAUGAGGAUGAUGAUGAUGAGCACUUUAGGGGCUUAACCAAAGAGCAGAUUGACAAUCUUUCUACACGGAACUUUGGAAAUAUUGAGAGUGAACUAAGUAAAACCUGUAGCGUUUGUAUCAAUGAAUAUGUAACAGGAAAUAAGCUUAGGCAAUUACCUUGCAUGCAUGAGUUUCAUAUUCAUUGUAUUGAUCGCUGGCUAUCUGAGAAUUGUACUUGUCCUAUUUGUCGGCAGCCUGUUUUAGGAUCCAAUAUAGCAGACAAUGGAUAAAAUAAUGGAAAUUGCUUUCAUAAUUACAUUUUAUCAUAGUUUAGUAUCUGUUUAAGCAUUCAUUUUUUUAGCCUAUUUGUGAUGAGCCAACUGGGAUGAAUAAUAAUUUAGAUAAUGAUUUGGGCUAUUUUCUUUAAAAAAAAAUUUGUUUGAAGAGGUAGGAAAUUUGCAUAAAUUUUAAAAUGCAAAUGAUAAAUUACUUUACAAAGUUUAGAACUAUUAAUAUUGCUAGAACCAAAUAAUCUUUAAUAUGUUUUUAUUUUGUUAUGCUAAGCACUUUCAUAUAUGUAGAACAUAGGAUAAAAUCAAUUUGCUUAUUGUUAACAAUGCAACAGACUUUAUUUAGAAUUCAAAUUUUCACAGACUCAGUACUGUGUCAAGAAAUUGGUGUCUAAAUAGUCACUCAUUAGCUUUUUGUUCUAAGAACAAUUUCUUUUCAUAAAAGAAUCUUUUGCUGGAUGUUUGAUAAAAGUAUUUAAGUUACUUGAAAUGUUCAAUUUAAUAUGCAAUAUACUAUAUACAUAAAUAUAUCUAUUUUUAAGAUUGAAAUGUCCAGUCUGAAAACUACCAGUUUGGUUCUAUUUAAACUUUUUGGAAAUUUUUGCAUGUGGUUUUACACAAUGCUUAAUGUUGAUAAGUUCAUCUUGGAAAGUGGGUGGAUUAAGGUGACAUUUAAAAAUAUAUACAGUUCAGUACAAUGUUUCUGACAAUCUGAAUCUCAGUAGGCAGCAAGCAAUCUAUUAUAGUAAACAAGUAUUUCUUUAUAGUAUGUUUGAACUUGAAACAGAUAUCGAUUCAGAAAUGGAACAUGAAAAUUUUAGGAUAUCUAGAUUACUUUUAACUUUGGUUCAACUUGGUUUUUACUUCAUUAUUUUGAAAAUGCAAAGACCUCUUGGAUUAUAAAAUAAUGUAUACAAUAUGCACGGUUUCUCAAACUUAUAUAAAAAAGUUUUUUUGAAAGGAUACCAUUUCUGUACUGAAUAAAAUGUAUAGGUAACAAAGUGAGUCCUCUUUGAGGCAUAAUAAAAUAACUAUAAUAAAGAAAAUGUAGACUUUAUAUGAACACCAAAAGUCAUGUAUUUAAAAAAAAACUUUCUAUUUCUACAAUAAACAUUAAUGCAAA